Chelonoidis abingdonii (Abingdon island giant tortoise) is the source of this 3297-nucleotide messenger RNA. It is a transcript of the gene XPR1, whose product is annotated as xenotropic and polytropic retrovirus receptor 1. Gene Ontology annotation, biological process: phosphate ion transport; cellular response to phosphate starvation. NCBI's taxonomy places the organism in Eukaryota, Metazoa, Chordata, Testudines, Testudinidae. The record is from RefSeq and is a predicted model, not a curated record. Gene Ontology annotation, molecular function: phosphate transmembrane transporter activity; inositol hexakisphosphate binding. Gene Ontology annotation, cellular component: Golgi apparatus; plasma membrane; cytoplasm.
AGCACUGGCCCGCUAGCACCAGCCACCGCAGGGUCCCGCGGAGCCGGCUCCGGGGCAGCCGAGUGAGCGCGGCGGCCGGGUAGGGGCGGCAGGAUGAAGUUCGCCGAGCACCUCUCCGCGCACAUCACGCCCGAGUGGCGGAAGCAGUACAUCCAGUAUGAGGCUUUCAAGGAGAUGCUGUAUGCAGCUCAGGACCAGGCCCCUUCUAUAGAAGUCACAGACGAGGACACAGUGAAGAGGUAUUUUGCCAAGUUUGAGGAGAAGUUCUUCCAAACCUGUGAGAAGGAACUUGCCAAAAUCAACACUUUUUAUUCAGAAAAGCUUGCAGAAGCUCAGCGCAGGUCUGCUACCCUUCAGAAUGAACUACAGUCAUCUUUGGAUGCACAGAAAGAAACUAGUGGUCUUACCACAGUGCGGCAGCGCCGAAAGGCAGUCUUCCACCUGUCCCACGAGGAGCGUGUUCAGCAUAGAAACAUCAGAGACCUAAAACUGGCCUUCAGCGAGUUCUACCUCAGCCUCAUCUUACUGCAGAACUAUCAGAACCUGAACUUCACAGGAUUCCGUAAGAUCCUGAAGAAGCAUGACAAGAUCCUGGAGACACCCCGGGGUGCAGAUUGGCGGGUGGCCCAUGUGGAGGUGGCACCAUUCUAUACUUGCAAGAAAAUCAACCAGCUCAUCUCUGAAACAGAGACAGUGGUGACCAAUGAGUUAGAAGAUGGAGACAGACAGAAGGCCAUGAAGCGUUUACGUGUCCCACCCUUGGGAGCUGCUCAGCCUGCACCAGCAUGGACCACUUUCAGGGUUGGCUUGUUCUGUGGCAUAUUCAUUGUGCUGAACAUCACUAUCAUACUUUCAGGUGUGUUUUUUAUAGAUGGACCAAAUGUGUGGCCACUGGUGAGAAUCUAUCGAGGUGGCUUUCUCCUGAUAGAAUUCCUCUUCCUCCUGGGUAUCAAUACAUAUGGCUGGAGGCAUGCAGGAGUGAAUCAUGUCCUCAUCUUUGAACUCAAUCCCCGCAGCAAUUUGUCCCAUCAGCAUCUCUUUGAGAUUGCUGGAUUCCUUGGGAUGUUGUGGUGCCUGAGCCUGCUGGCAUGUAUAUAUGGCAAAUUUACCCAUGUCCCUAUGCAGGUGAAUCCACUCAUCUUGUAUGGAUUCAUGUUGCUUUUCCUCAUCAACCCCACCAAAACUUUGUACUACAAGUCCCGGUUUUGGCUGCUGAAACUGUUGUUCCGGGUGUUCACAGCCCCCUUCCAUAAGGUAGGCUUCGCGGAUUUCUGGCUGGCCGAUCAGCUCAACAGCUUGGCUGUGAUACUUAUGGACCUGGAAUACAUGAUCUGUUUCUACAGCUUUGAGCUCCAGUGGGACAACAAUGCCGGACUGUUGGCAGAUGCAGGUGAUCAGAUUUGUAACAGCUACUCCUACGGAGUGCGAGCAGUUGUCCAGUGCAUCCCUGCUUGGUUGCGUUUUAUCCAGUGCCUGCGCCGUUACCGUGACACCAAACGGGCCUUUCCUCAUCUGGUUAAUGCUGGCAAAUACUCCACCACCUUCUUCAUGGUGACAUUUGCAGCUCUUUACAACACUCACAAAGCUCAAAACCACAGCGACACCCAAGUGUUCUUCUACCUGUGGAUUGUCUUCUAUUUAAUCAGCUCCUUCUACACCCUUAUUUGGGACCUGAAGAUGGACUGGGGUCUCUUUGACAAGAAUGCUGGUGAAAAUACCUUCCUUCGGGAAGAGAUCGUCUAUCCACAGAAAGCCUAUUACUAUUGUGCCAUUGUGGAGGAUGUAAUCCUGCGCUUUGCCUGGACCAUCCAGAUCUCCCUCACUUCCAUGCAAGUCUUUCCUUAUGCUGGGGACAUCAUCUCUACUGUGUUGGCACCACUUGAGGUUUUCCGGCGGUUUGUGUGGAAUUUCUUCCGUCUGGAGAAUGAGCAUCUGAACAACUGCGGUGAAUUCCGUGCUGUCCGGGACAUCUCAGUGGCACCAAUGAAUGCUGAUGACCAGACACUACUAGAGCAGAUGAUGGACCAGGAAGAUGGUGUCCGAAACCGCCAGAAGAACAGGGUGUGGAAGUGUAGCCAAAGCAUGUCCCUGCGUCGACCUAAUCUUUCUUCACAAUCCAAGGCUCGUGACACCAAGAUAUUGAUAGAAGACACAGAUGACGAAGCAAACACAUGAAAUGUCCACAGAGUCUAGUUCCACAUCCCUUAUUUUCUUGGUUUAUUACCCUUUCCCCGACCAAUCCAACCUCUGGUACAGUUCCAGCUGAAAACAGGAGAAAACACUGGACACAUUUUCCGAGCUCUUCCGGACCGGAUCCUAUGGACUCCAACAAGCUCACUGUGUUUCUUUUCUUCUGGUUUAAUUUUCAUUUUCUAUUUUUAAAAUAAAUAUUUACUUCGUUUUGCCAAUCAGAGGACAGUUAAGGAAAGAAGUAUCUAAGAAUUGUUUACAAUCACAACAAGGACACAAAACCCUAUCGGGAUGAAGAACAAGCAUCACAGGGACUCCCUGAUGGGACAGCACCGAGAAUACACUCGGCUUCUGCUUGGCCUGGUUUCGACUGGUUGAAACCGGACUUGGGUUUUUAAAUUUGUGUUUUGUUUUUUUCUUUCCUUCAUAUCCAGCGCUGAGGCACUGGCUGCACUUGCAGGGAAAGUGCACUUAGAGCAGUACCUUCAUUCACGAAGCUACUUUUUAAUUUGAUGUAACUUUUCUUAUAAUUUUUUUGGAAAUAUGAUGUAUUUGUUGCAUACAGUUUUCACAUUAUUUAUGAAACUUAACAUCCAUAUGAGAAUGAUUUUUUGAGUCCUGUGCAAUGAAGGCGAUAACAGUAAAACAAGGCAGGGGGAUGUAGAUCUGGAUCUCCUUUAUGAGGGUUAUGCCCUGCAAAUGUCUCUUUCAUGAGAUAAUUUGCACCAGUUUGACCCUUUUUCUCUUCAGUUUAGUUUUAUUUAUAAACAAAAGUUUUUCUUUCUGGUUUUAGUUGCUGCUGCUUCAGAAGCCUGAGUGUGUUUCGCAUACCAGUUCGUGCUCAUCUUUCCACAUGGCCGUGCAAAGAUAGUGCAAAUGAUUCUGUUUUAAAGGAGAGUUGUAAUAAAUCUUGCCACAAGACAAAACACCCAGGCAAAAAAAAAAGGGUGGGGGGGUUGGUGUAUAGGUUAAGAACUUUUUUUUCAAAGCCUUAAUCUUCAUGAGAUAAGGUUAGAGUACUGUGCACCCUGUCAAAUAGGGAGCUUUUCCAUUGUUCCGCUUCAGCUAACUACCGCAAAAAUAAAAGUGGACAAGAUGAGGACAUGA